Messenger RNA from Funneliformis geosporum, 705 nucleotides. The record is from the annotation of a GenBank genome assembly. NCBI's taxonomy places the organism in Eukaryota, Fungi, Glomeromycota, Glomeromycetes, Glomerales, Glomeraceae.
AUGAAAAAUAUAGUAAUCGAUAAUCAAGGGAUUCAAUUCCCGCCAAAUAAAACCAAAAAAACUCACUUGGAAGUCCAAAUUGCUGAACUCCAACAGCAAGAGCAACAAAUUAGCCAGCAAUUAAAAACUUGGCAAGCCAAAGCCAAAAAAGCCAAUAACCUCGCUAAUUGUUUAGCUGCUACGAAUAAAUUUGGUCAACAAUUCUUAACUAAUAUGGUUGAAUUUGUCUUAAAAUUUGAAAUCGGAAGAGAAGCCUUUACCGAGUUAAUUCAUGAAAGCAUAGCAAGAGAAGUAGAGAGUUUAGAAAAUAGAUUAGCCAGUGUCCAAAGCCAAAUCCAACACCAAGAAAGAAAAUUUGUUCGCCUUCAAGCCUGCCGGCAAGGCAAAACUCUUUUGGAAUGUAAACUAAAUAACGGUAUUGGUUGUUUGGCAGUGGAAUUAAAAUUUGCCGGAUUUUUUGAAAAUUCCGCUUAUUUAAAAGAUUUUCGCUGUCCGCAAUGCGUAGAACAUGAAUAUUGCCCGGAAGUAGAAACUUGCGAGGGCUGUUACGAACGGUUUUUAACUUCGGCCAUGAAAGAAUUUCAAGGCGAAUAUUAUUGCGGAGCUUCAAAUGAUAUUUGCCAUAUUCAAACUAACGACCAGCCACUUCGCGAAUUAACCCUUAAAGGUUCCUGCGAAUAUCAGGGGGAAGUCAAUGGCACUUGA